Molecule: messenger RNA, 774 nt
Organism: Pelobates fuscus (common spadefoot toad)
Lineage: Eukaryota; Metazoa; Chordata; Amphibia; Anura; Pelobatidae
Gene: CCDC172
Product: coiled-coil domain containing 172
Exons: 8
Coding region: 1-774 (257 amino acids)
Cellular component (GO): cytoplasm
Source: RefSeq, a predicted model, not a curated record
AUGAGUCUGGACUCUCUCUUCCAUCACAUCCUGCUCACAGAGCAACAGGCCAAAGACCAACGCCGGCUGCUCCACGAGGUGAAAUCAGAAACUGUCAGCUGUCAGAAGAAAAUCCGAGAUGUUUCAGAGAGUCUUAAAGAAGAAAAAACAGCUCUCGAAGCCAAGGUUUGUCUUCUGUCUGAAAAACGCUUUCAAAGGAUUCUCCUGACGAAGCGCCACAAAGUCCUUGAGACCCAGAAGGGUGAUCUGCAGAAGGAGAAGCAGGAACAUCUGUCGCAGGUUGAACAAAUAAAGAAGGACAUAGCUGAUGAACAGGAACGUUUUAUGAAGGACGUUUUGCGGUUUAACGAUGAGUAUGGUCUGACAAGUAACAGAGAUAUCCUGAUCAGAGAACAAGCUCAAACAGAGAGCCAGCAGUUAAAGGCAGAGAAAGAAACCCUCAUAAAUGAAAUCGAGUCCUUGAAAGGUGAAAAUGUCCGUAUGAGCAUGUUACAGCUGCACAGGGACUCAAUGAAAAAGGAAUUAGUGGGAUAUCAGCUCAGCCUGAAAGAUUUGGAAGAGAAGAUAUCUGAUGCCAUCGCAACAACUAAACACUUUGAAACUGAAAAGUUUGGUAUUAGCCAGAAGCCUCAGUCUGACACGGAGUGUUUAAGGCUGAAAAAAGAGCUGGAAUUGUAUAAAGAAGAGGGUUUAGAAAACGUCCAUGAGGCUUUGCGUGCAGAGAUUGAGUAUUUACAGAUGGAACUUUCGCAAAAAGUUGUGAAUGGAAAGUAG